Caenorhabditis sp. 36 PRJEB53466 is the source of this 2891-nucleotide messenger RNA. NCBI's taxonomy places the organism in Eukaryota, Metazoa, Nematoda, Chromadorea, Rhabditida, Rhabditidae. The record is from the annotation of a GenBank genome assembly.
AUGUCAGAUAGGUCUGAUAGUCCAGACGAUGAUAAUCAGUGUACGUUUGGAGUCGAUAAGACAACGGAAGAACAGGUCGAAAACUGAAAUUUCAGCCCGAAAACGACAUUUGGUUUCGCAGCAAAACGAAUCAAUAACUCCGUCGAAACGGUCGAAAUCGUCAUCUGCGUUCAGCUAUUUCUUCGCUCCGAUCAGCUCGUUUAUCGGAAUGUUUCGCGGAGAAAAAGCGGCAGAAAAGUCAACUUCUCAGCGCGUCUUCGACGUUUCCGACGACGAGUCCGUCGACGAAGAGAUCUUCGUGGUCCCGUCUUCACCGAGAAAAACGGAGGUUCGUCCUGACGGCGAUGAGAUUCCAGCGAAAUAGAGCUUGCAGCCGAGCGGACCCAUCGUUUUCCUGAGUGCAGACAAUGGUAGAUUGGUGGCCGGAGUGGACGAAAACGAGGAAGAUGACGACGUCGUCCUCGAAAAGCACGUUCAGAACAACGUGGAAGUGGCUGACGAUGACAGCGAUGACGACGAUGUUCAAGAGGUUUCCAGAGUACUUUUGCCUUUCAAGCAGACUGAUUUCUUAGAUUGCGCAACCAUCUGUGUCAGAACUGAAGGAGCAGCUGGAGAGAACAUUUGAAGUUCAGCUGGACGAAGAUCAGGAUCUGAGUGUUCAGUUCGUGAAAAUUGUCAAGACUCCAAACAGAGACUUGCAGAAUGCACGACUUUAUCAGAACGAGGUUCCCUUUGCUGUUUAAGCGUCGAAAGAAGUUUCCGUUCUUUUCAGAUAAUUUUCCUGAAUGGAGGCAACAGAGACGCUCCAGAAGAAGAGCGGCCCCUUGACCAGUUCGCCUCCGCUAACGAGCAAGUGUUCGCCUCGCCGACUCCAGACGAGAGUGCCAGUCGCUCAACGACUCCGAAUGACUGGAACUCGAUGUCUCCAUACUCAUCGUCCACGAAAGGCGUUCGUGAUUUCUGGAGACGUUCGGCCGCAAAAAAGUCGGCGACGAAACGAGCUCCGAUGAGGCAGCAUCUGUUCAAUUCGACCGUGGUUCAACGCGUUGGAUUGUCACAGCGACCUAUUCAGAAAGCGUCGAAGGUGAGCGGAUUAUAUUAAUUUGCGAGAUCAAUGUUUUUCAUUCAGCAAAGAGCGCCAGAAGCUGCAUUGGCAAAGUAUGUGGAGUACUUGCAAAAGUGCGGAUAUCUCCAGAAGCCGGAGACCAAAGAUACGUCCCUCAAAUUCACAAAAGGGAAAACGAAGUCGUCGGCAAAUGAUCUGAUAGCAAAAGCCAAACAUGUAACUUUUUGUCGCGGAAAAUAGAGUUAAAUUAUAUUUUUACAGACGAUAUCGGGAAUCCGUUCCUCUCGGAGCAAUACACCAACCUCACUUUCGAGAGAAUCCUCCGUCAUAUUCGAUAGAUCCAUCGCCGGCUCCUCUCGAAAUCAGCCAAAUAACUCUGGAAAUGAGAGUUCGAGAUGCCGAACUCCUUCGACUUCUUCCGAUUACAGUGCACGAAACCCGAAUUACACAGAUAUGCUGUCUCAAAUUGAAAGUCUCGCUCUCCGCUCAUCGGAACGGACAGGACGAUACCAGUCGAUUUACGAGCAGUCGAAUCGAAGAGGAGAGGAGCUGCUGGAAGAGAUGCGGAUCCGGGAAGGCCACAGAGUUCAGACGAAGGAGGAGAGACAGGAAGAAGUGCGGAAGGCGUUGGCGAUGAAGGGGAUCGUGGUGAGACCCAAGGUGGAGAAGACGAAGAAAGACGAGUUCCCCGUGCUCCCCAACUCGGUCGAUUUGCUUAUUGAGAAGGCGUGGUCGAAGGCGCUCAACAAAGAGGAACAGUUCGUUGAUGCUUUCAGCAUUCAAAUCUGUCGGAAGGAUCUGCUGACACUGAGCGGACUGAACUGGCUGAAUGACAAUAUCGUCAACUAUUACAUGCAGUUGAUCUGCCAGAGAAGUGUGGAGAAUUCGAAUUAUCCGAAGAUCUAUGCAUUCAACUCCUUCUUCUACACGAACAUCAUCGAAAAAGGAUACGCGAGUGUGAAGCGAUGGACGCGGAAAGUCGACAUCUUCUCGUAUCACCUCUUGCUCGUUCCCGUCCAUCUCGGAAUGCACUGGUGCAUGGCCGUCAUCGAUGUGGCCGAGAAGCGCAUCGAGUUCUACGAUUCCCUUUACGACGGAAACACCGAUGUGCUGCCAGCUCUAAGGUAUGUUUCAGGCUACUCGGAUUGAAUUAAUGACGGAUUUAAGAAAUUAUAUAUCAUCCGAGUCAAUGGACAAAAAGAAGACGGCGUUUGACUUCUCUGGAUGGACGAUUCAACAGAUGACUGUAUGUUGGUCAGGGGUUGACUCAUAGGUGCGAGAUGUUUGAGAAACGCCAACCCAUUUUUCCGACCUGGCGGUUGAAUUGAAAUUUCCGAACCAGCGGCAACGAUAAGACCCCCCCCCCUGCGGAAAAGGAUAAAACAUUUUUCAAAAAAUGUUCAGGUAUCCUAGUAGAUUCAAAUGAGUGGAAACUGAACGACUAUAGCCCAUGGAUGUAAUUCAGACAGUUAGAACACCUUCACAACCUGUUACAGUCUGGGUAAAUUGAGCAGCCUCACGGUUUUUUUCGAACCAGGCCCCUCUCACUCGCCUGUUCCGAACUGCCGGCGCUCAACUCAAAACACCUAUGGGUUUACUUUGUUUUGACUGUGAUUGCUUGGGACUGAUGGACACGCGAUAAACAUCCGGUUUGCAGGACAUUCCCCGCCAGAAGAACGGCAGCGACUGCGGCGUUUUCUCGUGUCAGUUUGCCGAGUGGGCUUCUCGGAGGACACUGCCCGGAUUCACGCAACAGCACAUGCCCUAUUACCGCAAACGAAUGGUCCAUGAGAUUGUGACGAAGAAGCUGCUGGCAACGAUUUGA